Molecule: messenger RNA, 1002 nt
Organism: Cylicocyclus nassatus
Lineage: Eukaryota; Metazoa; Nematoda; Chromadorea; Rhabditida; Strongylidae
Source: the annotation of a GenBank genome assembly
AUGUCCUGGCGUGAGCAGUCGCCCCGAGAAUUCGAUCCACAUGGAGGCCGAAACGCUUUUCGCAACGACGACACUUUGCAGUCUACUUCAGAUCGCGUCGCCUCAUUUCGUGCGAUGCGUUCGUUCACUGAGUCGAUCGAAUGCGAUCUACCGCCUGCUCCCGAGUUGCCUGCACAACUCGACAUCGAUCGUCUCUCUAUGAGAACUAGCGACACAAAUGAGACGAUCGUCGAAGUGGUGAAGCCAAAGGAGACCAUAGACCCGUCAUUGGGUGAAACUCAAAAGUACAAAAUGGCUGUUCCAGGACCUGGCCAUUCUGAGCAGGAACAAGAACUCCAUAAAAGUCUCCUUCGCGAUGAGGACGACCUGGAUUCGGAGGUGGAAGCACUGGCAGCCGAACAAUUCAAACGCCCCGUCGCCCCACCGUCUGCGUUUGCACGACAUGUUCAGGACCCCGAACAUGCCGCAUUACGUCGUCAAUACAGUAACCCAGCCGCGCAGCGUCCCCGUCCAACCACGCCCACUCAGUCUUGUGCUUUGGAGAGAUUCGCCUUCAACGCUCCGUCCGAUGAAGUCGUGGAAGUGAAAGCAGAGGAGAAAAUUAAAGUAUCGAUACCGAAGGAGAGAACAGUGUCCCGAAGGAGGAAAUCCGAUAUGCCAUACUCAGAUUUCUAUGAAAGCAUUUCUUCCCAGAUUCCUCCACAGGCUCGAGGCACCGUGUCAGGUCGUACAACACCAUUAAACGAUUACGAGGGCGAUAUAUUGGAGGAAAAUCCACAGUAUAAGAAUAAGGCUCCACCUCCUCCAGUCGUCCAUCGCCGAACUAGCAUUGAAUGGGAGAAUUUCGAGGAAUCUAUGCCGAUCCCGGGAAUGCAGAAUAAUGUUGAAACUACAAAGGUACCUGACACAAGUGAUGAAUCAACGGCAAAGAAGGCAAAGGUCGAAGAGACUGGACUACAAUCUCAGACCUUCAAAAACGGCCGAACUUAUUAUGGUCUUUAA